Xenopus tropicalis (tropical clawed frog) is the source of this 2515-nucleotide messenger RNA. RefSeq names its product solute carrier family 45 member 1 (gene slc45a1). Gene Ontology annotation, cellular component: lysosomal membrane. Gene Ontology annotation, biological process: transmembrane transport; sucrose transport; D-glucose transmembrane transport. The record is from RefSeq and is marked provisional. Lineage: Eukaryota; Metazoa; Chordata; Amphibia; Anura; Pipidae. Gene Ontology annotation, molecular function: transmembrane transporter activity; D-glucose:proton symporter activity.
GCUUGGGAUUCCCUGUCUAGCAUCACCCAAGCAGUGAAAGAGCACAGACAAAUUAUGAUCCUUCAUCUACAAUAUCAGAAGUAAAAUUAGCAUCAUGUCUUCAUUUGUAACGUCUCCACCAGCCGACACCCUUCUCUCUAAUGUGGCAACUCAAGAAUAUUGGAGGACCCAGGUUUGUGCCUACAGCACUUCUGUGACAGGGCAUAUCAGUCACAGAGCCAACAAUUUCAAAAGACAUCCAAAGAGAAGAAAACUAAUACGGCCGUCACCACCCCCUCCUCCCAAUACUCCUUGUCCACUUGAUCUGAUUGAUUUUGUUGAUCUUCAUCCUCGAAGAUCUUUUCUGGAACUUUUAUUCAAUGGGUGCAUUUUGUUUGGAAUUGAGUUUUGCUAUGCAAUGGAAACUGCAUAUGUUACGCCGGUGCUACUACAGAUGGGCCUCCCUGAUGAGUUGUAUAGCAUGGUGUGGUUUAUUAGUCCAAUACUGGGUUUUAUGCUUCAGCCUUUAUUAGGAGCAUGGAGCGACACUUGCACGUCAAGGUUUGGCAGAAGGAGGCCAUUCAUUCUAGUCCUUGCCAUAGGAGCCUUACUUGGGCUUACUCUUCUACUCAAUGGAAGGGAUCUAGGCGUGUCAGUGGCAGACACAGUAAAUGAUCAUAAAUGGGGACUCAUCCUGACAAUUUGCGGAGUAGUUCUCAUGGACUUCAGUGCAGACUCGGCUGAUAACCCUAGCCAUGCGUACAUGAUGGAUGUGUGCAGCCCAGAGGAUCAAGAUCGGGGGCUUAAUAUACAUGCUCUGUUAGGAGGGCUUGGAGGUGGUUUUGGUUAUGUAGUUGGCGGAAUAAACUGGAACAAAACAAGUUUUGGGAAAGCAGUGGGAGGACAGCUGCGAGUUAUCUAUAUUUUCACUUCAAUAACACUAGCAGUCACCACCAUUUUAACCUUAAUUAGCAUCCCAGAAAGACCUAUUCAGCUAUUUAAUAAGAAGACUAAAGUAAUGAAAAGCCCAAGUCUACCAUUGCCCCCUUCUCCACCUGUCUUCUUUGAAGAGAAUCAAAGUGAAAACCUCAGUACCCGGAAUUCAAAUAAUUUGUAUGCAAGUUUUACCAGUCCAAUCUCACCUCUUAGUCCACUUACACCAAAGUAUGGCAGCUUGAUGAGCAGGGACAGCUCUUUAACGGGUCUUAAUGAAUUUGCCUCCUCUUUUGGAACUACGAAUAUUGACAGUGUUCUUAUAGACUGCUUCACAGCAGGGCAUGAGAAUUACUUAGCACCCUCUGGGAGUCUGCCAAGACAAGCUAGUAGUCUUCCUCGAGUACCUGAUAGCUUGUAUUGCACUCAAAAUGGAGUUAGAGGUUCUGUGGAAAGCAUUAUGUCUCCUGGAACAGAAAGAAGUCACUUAAGAGUUGGGUCUCUUGAUGCAUCAAAGCGAUCUUCAGGGAUUCUAAAAAGACCUCAGUCUUUAGCUAUACCAGAUGUAGUUACAGGAAUAUGUCCUGAGAGCAGCAGAAGGCGAAAUGUGACAUUCAGUCAACAGGUGGCUAAUAUCUUGCUGAAUGGUGUAAAGUAUGAGAGUGAGCUUAAUGGAUCAUCUGAGAUGUCUCAGCAGCCUCUUUCAAUGAAACUUCUGUGUUCAUCCAUCUGCCACAUGCCUAAGGCGCUACGUAACCUUUGCAUCAAUCAUUUUCUAGGAUGGCUGUCUUUUGAAGGCAUGUUGCUGUUUUAUACAGAUUUUAUGGGAGAGGUGGUAUUUCAAGGAGAUCCUAAGGCUCCUCAUGAUUCUGAUGAAUACCACAAAUACAAUGCUGGUGUCACCAUGGGGUGCUGGGGAAUGUGUAUAUAUGCCUUCAGUGCUGCCUUUUACUCAGCCAUAUUGGAAAAGCUUGAAGAUGUUUUCAGUGUCCGUACUUUGUAUUUUAUAGCAUACCUUGCAUUUGGAUUGGGUACUGGUCUAGCUACUCUAUUUAGCAAUCACUACAUUAUCUUAUCGCUGUGCAUAACUCAUGGCAUCCUGUUCUCCACACUUUGUAUACUGCCAUAUUCCCUAUUGUGUGAUUAUUACCAGAAUAAGAAGUUUGUAUGUUCCAGCUCUGAUGGAUCUAAACGUGGCAUGGGUAUGGACAUAUCUCUCCUAAGCUGUCAGUAUUUCCUUGCACAGAUUAUUGUAUCCAUUGUGAUGGGACCUUUGACUUCCAUAGUCGGCAGUGCCAAUGGCGUCAUGUACUUCUCAAGUCUCAUGGCAUUCGUUGGCUGCUUUUACUCUUCUUUGUUUGUCAUAUAUGAAGUUCCAUCUGGAGAUUAUGAGGAGGAACAGCAACCCCUUUUGAUCAACAUAUGACUAAUCAAUGAACUUUUUUUGUAUUUAUUUAUUAAUUUAUUUUUAUGUUGACUUUCUUUUUAAACAAAACUGUUUAUUCAUUUUAAACAGUCCUUGGGGUUUUUAGCCAGUUUGGCAAUAAAAUGUUAACAAACCAUGAGUUCAUGGCAGCAAAAUUAAAAUAACUCCUAUAACAAA